UCUUCUUCUCUUCUGCUUUUCGACCAGUAGCCAGCCCAGCAACAGAAUGCAGCAGCUGCUCCCUCUUUUCUGACCAAACGAUUGCCUUUUCCUACCCACGACGACGCGUACCUUUCAAGUUUCAUCUACUUGUUCCUCGAGCGAGAACGGCCGCCUAAGAAGAUCUCUCUCAUCCUCGUUUCACUUUGAUCCCAAGCAACAUCAUCUUUAAGAGGUUAGAUUCUUUCCCCUGUUGGGCGAUCGAGAUCGGCGAAUCGGUAAUUCUUGGGUUCGGAUCUGUUGCAAACUUGCUGACGAGAGCCGGCGGAUUAUGGUUUUCGUCGGUUGCUAGAGAGCGAGGAGAAAUCAAUUGCUCAGAUGCCGGAGGAGGAUUUGGUCGACGUGAAAUUCAGGCUCUACGAUGGGUCCGACCUCGGCCCCUUCCGCUACUCGGCGGCUUCGACGGUCGACAUGCUCAAGCAGCGAAUUGUGUCGGAUUGGCCCAAAGGCAAGGAAAUAACUCCAAAGGCAAUCAAUGAAGUUAAGCUGAUAAGCUCUGGUAAAGUGUUAGAUAAUAGCAGGACUGUUGCUCAGUGUAAAAUGCCAUUUGGUGAUGCGGCUGGAGGCGCCAUCAUAAUGCAUGUGGUUGUACAGCAGUCAUUAGCAAAGACCAAAACAGAAAAGAAGAUUGACAAAACUCCCAAGAAAAUUGUGUGCUCGUGUUCUAUCCUUUGAAAGCCAGAACUGGGAUGAUGUACAGUGAUGUGGGAAUAUUGUUGAUGUUCAUCUUGGUAUCUGUUUAUUUACAGAAACUGUGCUGCAUGCAUGACCAGAUCUUAUUGUUGUUGUUUUUGUAUCAAAUGUAAGGCCUUCCCAUUUUCUCUCAAUGAGUAAUGCGGAGCUAAAUAGUUACUUGUAUAUGCAGACGAUCGAUUGUGUAUAGUGUACCCAAGAAAGUUUGUGAUUCCGAAACUCGGAUAAUUAUAUACAAUAUCCAGUGUCUGGGUAAGUCAUGUUUGUCCGUUGUCAUUAGGGCUGACAGGAGUGGAAGAAGCAUGUCAGUACAAGUACUCUUGUGUUCAUGGCCAAAAUACCACCAUGGAUUCCAAAAUUGAAGCGAGGAAGCGGGCAAGAUUAUUGUAUGUUGGUCGAUGUAGAUCUUUGUUCAUUUUCUCUUUGGUGUGGUUUUUAACGCUUCAUUGGUAUUGUUUCUUGCGUUGGUCGUUGUUGUUUGGUUUGUUGCCUUCCCCCUUAAAAACAUUUCACCAAGGUUGACUUUCGCCUUUCUACUUGGAAAAAUAGCCCAGACCGUUAGAAAAAUCGUGGUCCAAACUGUACUGCACAGUUUGGUUCGGACUGUAAACCGUUAAGUAUAGUUUUGUUUGGUUCAUGGUCUGUAUUAUUUUAUGCUUUGAUCUCUUGGUCUGGUCUCGUCUAGAUUGCGGUUUACCGGUCCAAAUUGUGGACCCAAUCGACUUGUCCUAAUCGGGGGCCUGGAACGGCAAUGACAGAACCGCGCCUUAUGACGAAAGGGGGGAGGCCUGGAAAAGUGAAGGUGAAGGAGCUAGCUGCUCGAUCGAAGAACCCUGCUGCUUGGGUUGUUGAAAGUGAUGAAACAUCGAGUGAUUUCUAGGCCACUCGACCACUCUCCCAACUCCCACAACGACACCGAAGUCUCAACAUUAGUUUUUGUGAAUCUCGUCUCUGCUUCAUUCACAACCACAUUUAACCAGAAAGUAGAGAUUAUAACAUUAUGUUAAUGUUUAUGACAUUAUGGUGCAAGUUAGGAAUUCACAAUCACAUUUAACCAGAAAGUAGAGAUUAUGACAUUAUGGUGCAAGUUGCGAUGCUUUUACUUUGUAUUAUUGUUAUGUACUAAGAUUUAGGGUAUCAAAAUUAAUCAUGCAUGUUAGGAUUAAUGUUUUAAGGAAAAUAACAAUUAUUUUUCUUGGUCAUUGGUUCAAUUUUUUGUGUGGUUGACUAAACAAAUUAUUCAUUGUUCGUUGAGUGUGGUCUAUCUGGACCAUACCAGACCGUACAGGCGUGGUCUGGACCGGACCGUAUAAUUCGUGAUCUGGCCUAUGGUCCAUACUUCAGCCUCUCCAUCUGCACCAUAAACUGUAUAUAUGGUUGGUCUGAACUAGACCACAUCGUUUUCCAGCCCUACUCCUUAAUAUAGCCUUCCUUUACAGUUUGUUUCUUCCAUAUACUCAUCUUCAUCUGCUCCUGUCAUGCCUUUCUCGGGAUAGUCUUUAGCAUCUAGGUGCUCCACUCCCUCGUGAUGGAAGUACAAUAGUCAGGGGUGUACAAUUGUUUGGUUGGCUUUUUGAUCAUAUUAUACUGGAUCGAAUAUAAUAUGAUUUGAAAAAAUGGAUUGAAUUGAUAUUUGAAUAGGAUCAGGUCGCGGAUUAAAUACUAUGAUUGUAUGAUCUUUUAGUUCUAUGAUUUUUUAUACUAUUGAAUUGUAGUUCUCAUGAUUUGGUCUUAAUCUGUACCGGAUUGUUGCGCACCCUUGACUGAUGAUGUAAAAUAUUUUUUUUCAUCAUGUGCAAGUGUUAUGGUGAAACUCGAUGUGUGUUUAGUCGUGUUUAGCCACCUCUCUAGUCUCUACCGACUCUGGGAAUAUUGUUUUUAUCAGCAUUUCCUUUUAUCCUUUGUUUCUUAUGAUCUUAGACAUUGAACAAGAAAGACCAGCUCGUUACAUGUUGGAUACAUAUAUCAGAGGCAAAGCUUCAAAGGUAAGAGGAAUCUGAAGCCUCCUCUUCCUCGCCCUGGCCAACCGCGCUGAGUUUAUCAGCUUCUGUCGACAACCACACUAUGGCAACCGGCCAAAUUUAUGGCAUCAUGAUCUAGAUAGAUAGUCACUCUCCACUCGUCGUUCUAAUUUGGAUUUCAAUAUUUUUUUACAUAUAUUGUACGAGUUCAUUGUGAUCUACAAAAUGAUAUCCAUUUUCAAUAUACUUCGAGGAAAAUGUUUUUCAUACCAUUAGUUACGACACUGGUACCACAUUAUAUCACUUGAUACCACCUUCAUUUUACUCGAGUUUUGAAAAAUUAUGCACAGAAGGAACGAGUUCGUCGUAAUCUACUAGAUCAACAAUGGAGGAGGGGGGGGGGGAUUUCUCGACAAAAUGUAUCACCUUGGUACAGAUUGAUAAAUGGUGGUAUAUGUUGAUGAAAUGUGGGAAAUGACAGACUAAUAUAUUUCUACUAUCGUGUAUGCAAUCAUUCUACACUCUAGUGUGUUCAUACCACCAUGGUACACUUUCAUAACACGUGGUAUAAUCUUAAAUACAUACUAAGUAGUACCACAUAGUAUGAACUGGUAACAAAAGUCUUAAUUUUUUUGUUUCAAAAUAUAUCAAAGUGUAUGUCAUUUUGAAUAACACAAUUAAUAUGAUUUUUUUUAGCAAUUUAUUUAAUUUUGCCUUAAAAAGAAAGAGAUAAAGUCCAUUAUAAUUUAUUUGAGGAAGUAAGUAGCCUUACAUAAAUAAUGGGUAUCGAGUUAUGCAUGGAUAUUCACGGGAAUCGUUCUCGCUACUAUGUAGAGGAUAAGUGCUUGACAUGUCUACAAUAUGUGAAUACAUAUGUUUUGUUUGGAAAAUGAGAUUUGGAGUAUGGAUUCAUAGAAUCUAUAGAUUUUAUAUAAAUUCAAAUAUUGUAAAAUUGUACUAGAGGUUGUAGAAAAAGCUAGUGAUAGGAUAUUUUAUAUUGAAAUUGUGGUUCAAGCAUUUCAUACUGUUAAAAACCACAUACCGGUAGGGUAUAUUUACAGCAGAACCGCCUGCACAUCAUGGUUUUAGAAACACUGAGAAAAUUAUGUCUUUUAUUUAUUUUGAGAGUAUGAUUUAGGUUAAGAUAUUUUCAAAUGUAUAAAAUUAUAGAUUUAGGAGUGCCUAUUCGGUUUAAGGGUUUUUGGGUUAAAAUCGAAAUUGAACCGCUGAAAAUGUCCUUUUGAGUUUGGAUUUUUGGGUGCAACUCGAAUUGCGCUUGUAACAGGUUCGGGUUUUGGGUUCGGUUUUGGAUUUCGGGUACAUGUUUAGAUGGGGACGCCCUUCCCCGCAAGAAUAAUUAGUAACUACAUAAUUUUUUUGGAUUUUCGGGUUCCAUAUAGCCAAACCGAAACCAUUACUGAAUUUUCGGGUAAUAUCUCUUUCGUUUUAAGUCAUAAUUUAUUUAUUUUUUUUACACAGAUAAAUCUGAUUAAUUUGUGCUCUUCCGAAUGAUAUCCACUUUGAUAUUUUUUUGAAUAAAUUUUUUUGAGUCAUUUAGUACCAGUCUAUACCAUUGUGUUAUUGUUUGGUAUUACAUAAAAACAUAUCACGUGGUAUGAAAGUGUAUCAUGGUUGUAUGAACAUAUCAGACUACAUAAUGGUUGAAUACAUGAUAGUAGAAAUAUAUUAACUAUCAUUUACAACUUUCAACAUUAUGUACCACAAGAUACCACCACUAUACCAGAUUGGUAUGGGGUGAUAUUUUUUGGUCUUGUAUUUUCCCCUCAGAAAUUUGUAGAUCCAAUAGAUCAUGAUGAACUCGUUCCUUCUAUGCAACAAAUUUCAAAAUCGACUUAAAACGAGAAGGUACCAUAUGGUAUGGAGGUGGUAACGAGUGGUAUGAUUGGCAUAAAAAAAUCUCGAAAUAUAUUGAAAAUGGAUCUUUUUGUAGAUCACAAUAAGCUCAUUCCACCUGUGCAAAAAAAAAAUUGAAAUUCAAGUUAGAACGAAGAAGAUAAGUGUAAUACCUCAAGCGAAAUCCCACAUCAGCAAAGCAUGGGAGAGAUCCAUGGUUCAUAACUAAGAAAUCGACCUUAACUGACAAGACACGUUUUUGGGUGAAAUGGAAGAGAGCUUGUGAGAACUCCGAAGUUAAACGUGCUCGUUGUGGAGCACUACAAGGAUGGGUGACAUUAUGAGAAUUCACCUGGAUAUGCAUCCCAAGUAGGGGUGGAAAUCGGUAUGGUAUCGGUAUUCCAAUACCAAACACCGAAAUCCCGAACACCGAAUUACACCCUAGAAUCAAUCUCAAUCCCUAAAUAUUUCGGUAUCCUAAUGGUACUUCGGUAUCCCAAAUGGUAUUAUCGAAUACGAAAUUAAUUACAUUUACAAUUAAUAAUUAAUAUAUAAAUUAGAUUUGAUUGUUUAAUAUAGGACAAAUAGACUA
Messenger RNA from Linum trigynum, 5139 nucleotides. Lineage: Eukaryota; Viridiplantae; Streptophyta; Magnoliopsida; Malpighiales; Linaceae. The record is from the annotation of a GenBank genome assembly.